AUGGUCGGCGGCGGCGCACAGUCGGCCAGCGCCGCGGAGGUCGAGGACAUCGAGCUCGGCGAGCGGCGGCGCGCGGACGAGUACGCGGACGACGACGAGGAGGGCAGCCAGUACUUCACGGACGCGGAGGACCGGUCGUGGCCCUCGCACUCGCGCCACGAGUCCGCCGCCUUCGAGGACUGCAUCUCGCGGUGCGCCUCCACCCGCGCCAGCUCCUGCGGCGGCGCCGACAGCGACGCGGACGUCGAGGCCGGCGGCGGGCACUUCAGGAAGUCGUCGUGCGUGUCCGAGUGCUCGCUGGACGACGUCGACCUGGAGGCCGGGCUCGGCGGCGAGAGCGCCAAGAGCAGCAGCCCCGACCCCGAGAAGGCCGAGAAGAACUGCCGCAUUUGCCACCUCGGCCUGGAGAGCGCGGCGGCCGAGUCCGGCGCCGGCAUCACGCUCGGCUGCUCCUGCAAGGGCGACCUCUCCUACUCCCACAAGCAGUGCGCCGAGACCUGGUUCAAGAUCAGAGGCAACAAGACCUGUGAGAUCUGCAGCUCAACCGCAUGCAAUGUGGUUGUGUUAGGCGAUCCGGAGUUCGUCGAGCAAUCAAACGAAUCGAACACCACAGCAGCCGGGCAUGCAUUUCCAAACGAAAGCAGGAGGUUUUGGCAAGGGCACCGGUUCCUCAACUUCCUUCUGGCAUGCAUGGUCUUCGCCUUCGUCAUCUCAUGGCUCUUCCACUUCAACGUCCCAGGGUGA
Molecule: messenger RNA, 744 nt
Organism: Triticum turgidum subsp. durum (durum wheat)
Lineage: Eukaryota; Viridiplantae; Streptophyta; Magnoliopsida; Poales; Poaceae
Source: the annotation of a GenBank genome assembly